UUAUCACCUCCACCGGGGGCCCUUGCACCUUGCUCCCCUCAUCAGGACCCCUUCCUUCCUCUCCAGGGCAUCCAUCUCCUCCAAGUCUCUGCAAAAGAACUGCUUCGUCUUCUAGAUGCCUUCUUGAGCCUGCUUGUAACCACCCACAGACACUUGCAAGGAGGAAAGGAGUCGGCCUGACAGAGACACUCUGAAAUGAAGGAUUAGAGGCCGGGAUUCAAGGAGUAGGCGCUACAAUCAGAAGGCGAGGGAGCAGGCCCUGAAGUCGCUUCUACCAAGAGGUGUGCCAUGGCCUCUCUUGGUCUCCAACUUAUAGGCUACAUCCUGGGCCUUCUGGGGCUGUUGGGCACCCUGGUCGCCAUGCUGCUCCCCAGCUGGCGAACAAGUUCUUACGUUGGUGCCAGCAUUGUGACGGCAGUUGGCUUUUCCAAGGGCCUCUGGAUGGAGUGUGCCACACACAGCACAGGAAUCACCCAGUGUGACAUCUACAGCACCCUUCUGGGCCUGCCUUCUGAUAUCCAGGCUGCCCAGGCCAUGAUGGUGACAUCGAGUGCAAUCUCUUCGUUGGCCUGCAUUAUCUCUGUGGUGGGGAUGAGAUGCACAGUCUUCUGCCAGGACUCCCAAGUCAAAGACAAAGUGGCGGUAGUGGGAGGAGUCCUCUUCUUCCUUGGAGGCCUCCUGGGCUUCAUCCCUGUAGCCUGGAAUCUUCACGGGAUCCUGCGGGACUUCUACUCUCCACUGGUGCCUGACAGCAUGAAAUUUGAGAUCGGAGAGGCACUUUACUUGGGCAUUAUUUCCUCCCUGUUGUCCUUGAUAGCUGGAAUCAUCCUCUGCUUUUCCUGCCCAUCCCAGGGAAAUCGCUCCAACUACUACGAUGCCUACCAGGCUCAGCCCCUCGCCACUAGGAGCUCUGGUCAACCACCCAAAGCCAAGAAUGAGUUUAACUCCUACAGCCUGACAGGGUAUGUGUGAAGAACCAGGGGACAGCGCUUGGGGGGUGGCUGGGUCUGUGAAAACCCGUGGACAACCCCUCCCCGGGGCCACAGGUGAGGGACAUUGCCACUGGAUCAUGUCAGAAGGUGCUGCUGAGGAUAGACUGACUUUGGCCCACUGGAUCAAGCGAAGGCAGACAUGGGAGCUGGUGUGACAGUUUUCAGGUUGAAUUGCCAAGAAGUCAAGCCAGUCUUUCUGUUUCCUUCACCUUGGCCCUCUUACCCCCCGCCUUGAGUGCCCAGCCUUCAACUGCGAACACCAAGCCCCUGCUCUAGGUCAGGCUCCAGAGACUCCCUUCUGACUUUGGUUUACUUGGGAAUCCAUCUUAAACGCCCCCUUCCCUGACGACCCUGUAUGAUCAAGGACUAUCCCUCUUAGCUCAU
Talpa occidentalis (Iberian mole) is the source of this 1376-nucleotide messenger RNA. It is a transcript of the gene CLDN2, whose product is annotated as claudin 2. Gene Ontology annotation, molecular function: structural molecule activity. Gene Ontology annotation, biological process: bicellular tight junction assembly; calcium-independent cell-cell adhesion. The coding region runs from base 289 to 972 and encodes 227 amino acids. Gene Ontology annotation, cellular component: plasma membrane; bicellular tight junction. Lineage: Eukaryota; Metazoa; Chordata; Mammalia; Eulipotyphla; Talpidae. The transcript has 2 exons. The record is from RefSeq and is a predicted model, not a curated record.